Molecule: messenger RNA, 594 nt
Organism: Rotaria socialis
Lineage: Eukaryota; Metazoa; Rotifera; Eurotatoria; Philodinida; Philodinidae
Source: the annotation of a GenBank genome assembly
AUGGCUGCUCGUCGUUCUAACAUGCCGACCGAACCUCAUGGGGCAGUUACUAUGAAACCAGCAUUUUCUGUAAAAGAGGAAACUCAUGCAUCAGUCAUUGGUACUGGUCCAUCAGCAUCUCAAGUAGGAGCACCAACCACUGGAAAUCCUGAUCGUCGUCAAUCAGUUUUUCGACGAUUAUCGAUGUCAAUGAAUGUUAAUAGUAGAAAAUCUUCGAUGCUUCCUCAACCUAACAAUCGCCCGAAUACAUUUCGUAUGGAACCAGAUAAUGAAUAUCGUUUUCGUCCUUAUCGGGUUCAACCUAAAGUCCUUGAAGUAUUAAUCGAUAGACUAAAAGAUGAAACCUAUGAUGCAGCAACUGUAAAUGAACUUGUUAAAGAUAUAACCCGAAAUGUUCAUCAAUUGAUGAGAAAUUUUCAACUACCACGCUAUAAAAUUGUUGUUCAAACAGUCAUUGGACAAAAAUAUGGUGAACUGAUACGUAUUGCAUCGCGAUGUUUAUGGGAUCCAAAAAACGAUAAUAUGAUAUCCGUCAACUACGAAACUAAUGAUAUGGUUGCUGUCGUGACCGUUUAUGCUGUAUAUUUCGAAUAA